CCCAGGCUAUAAGAAGGCGGCUCGGGCAGCCGGAGCCUCAUCGGGCUCUGCGGGGAAACGAGAUGAUCAGCCCUAGCGCUGCAGCAAAAUGCUGGAUGGACACCUCCUUCUGGGAUGGCUCUCCUCCUGCGCGCUCCUAGUGCUGCUGGGCGGCGCCCCGGGACCCUCCGCCGCCUACUUCGGGCUGACUGGGAAUGAACCUCUGACCAUCCUCCCUCUGACUUCAGAAAUGGAGGAAGCUGCCGUCAAGGCCCAUUAUAAAGUGUGCGACCGCCUGAAGCUGGAGAAGAAGCAGCGCAGGAUGUGCAGGCGGGAUCCAGGGGUGGCCGAGACCCUCGUGGAGGCUAUCAGCAUGAGUGCCCUGGAGUGCCAGUACCAGUUCCGCUUCGAACGGUGGAACUGCACCCUCGAGGGGCGCUACAGAGCCAGUCUGCUGAAGAGAGGUUUUAAGGAAACCGCCUUCCUUUAUGCCAUUUCCUCAGCCGGGCUCACCCACGCCAUGGCCAAGGCCUGCAGCGCUGGGCGCAUGGAGCGCUGCACCUGCGACGAGGCUCCCGAUCUGGAAAACCGAGAGGCCUGGCAGUGGGGCGGUUGCGGUGACAACCUCAAGUACAGCAACAAGUUUGUCAAGGAGUUCCUAGGGAAGAAAUCCAACAAGGACCUGCGAGCCAGGGUGGACUUUCACAACAACCUCGUGGGCAUGAAGGUCAUCAAAGCUGGUGUGGAGACUACUUGUAAGUGCCAUGGUGUGUCCGGAUCCUGCACUGUCCGAACGUGUUGGCGGCAGCUCUCUCCGUUCCAUGAGAUCGGCAAGCAGCUGAAGCAGAAAUAUGAGACGUCACUCAAAGUGGGCAGCACCACCAACGAGGCCACGGGGGAAGGGGACAUCUCGCCACCCAAGAAAUCCACCCCUGGCCACAGCGAUCAAAUCCCAAGGACUACAGAUCUUGUCUACAUUGACGAUUCCCCUAGUUUCUGUCUGAUGAGCAGGUAUUCGCCUGGGACUUCAGGAAGGAAAUGUUACAAGGACAAGAAUUGCGAGAGCAUUUGCUGCGGCCGAGGUCACAACACACAGAGCAGGGUGGUCACACGGCCGUGCCAGUGCCAGGUUCGCUGGUGCUGCUACGUAGAGUGCAAGCAGUGUACUCAAAGAGAAGAAGUUUAUACCUGCAAAGACUAAUGCAUGCUCUGCCUAAUGGAGAUCCUCGGUGGUGGGAGAUUAUGAUCUAUGAGAACUACACAUGGAGACAAACAGGGUUUGACUGACAUUCUAGGAUCUGAAAGCUAUGUUGAGACAUAAGCACUUUGUAGGGUACAGGUGACCCAGCUGUGUUGCUGUUUUGUUUUUUUUUGUUUUUUUUUCUGUAGACUGAAUUUUAACCAUGAGGUCCAACCGUGUGGAAAUAAGUGCCUGUCAUAUUGGGGUUAGGUACCAGUAGACCCUCACCAAAGCGGUCCAUGAACCCAUCAGCUUGAUAGAUCACUCACUUAUCUUGAGGUUUUGAUUAUUUCACCAAUCCUCCCCAAAACUCCUGGAAAUCUACCUGACUGUCCAGACAGCUACGCAAAUGAGCGAGAUAAACUGACUUCGGAUCUUUUUGCCUUGAAACGUUGUGGUCAAGGUAAUUGUGGCGCCCUAAAGAUAGGGGGUGGGCUAAGCGUAGAGAGUACCAAUCAUUCCUCUAGUGGAAUUUCUGCAGAUCUAGCAUAAAAAGCUCUGACAAAGAGCUACCCUCAAAAGUGGGUCUAUCCAGUUUUUUUUCAGUGAACAUAGCUUCAGAAAUGUUGGGGUCCGUCCAGCUUGCCAUGUUGCAGACAACAAAAAGUUUGGGAAGAGUUCAGACACACCCGCCCCCUUCAGCCUGAUUGGACACUCCUCUUCAUGUGUUCUUCAGAUGCAGGUUUUUUAGCACGAUCACUGUCUUAAUUUAAAAAAUAAAACCACUAGAAGACCUUUCACUUUUCGUUUUGUAGAGGGUUAAUUUCUUUCAUCUCUUGUUGAUUAGAAUCACCCUGUGGCAGCUGCUUCAAAAACCCAAAUGAGGACUCUUUAGCCUUAUCUAGGCUGAAUUCGAAAGUGUGUGUUUUUUGGAUAGUUGGCUUAUGACCAUAUCCAUUCCGUUGCCUCUCAGAAGGCAAGGCCGACUUGAUGCUCUCGUUGAAUAGCAGCCAUUCUGGACUGGAUUGGACCUUUUUGGAGGAAAAGAUUUUAUUUUCCUAGUCAGAAUUCCAUUUAUUCGAGAAUAUGGCACAAGCUAUAUGUAGACCCUAUGACCUUAAGCUUUUUUUAACCACUAGAUUGAGAACCAUAGUUUUAAAGGUAACAAACCAUGGGAGUCCAAAUGCCUAGUCAACAUAUGGUUCUACCCAAGGGUGGACAAAGAAAGAAAAGCCAAAUGCAAUGGCAGAGAGCUCCAAUGCUGUGAACUAGAUGACAACCGCCAUAUUUUUCUUUAAAGAGGAUAUUUACAACUUAGUACUUUAUGUGGCAAUGUUCUUCAGUCAUAUAACACUGCUGGGAUCAGAAGCGGCUGGUAAAUGCCUUAACAAGCUUUCUAAGGAAACACUGGAGAGUGGAGGGCAUUUUGGGGGGGGGGUGUAGCAGUCUUUGAUUGUCUAGUAGUAGUGAUUGUCACUAGUUUAUAACCCAUAUCUGGCUUUCAAGGGAGGAAGGCUGACUGGCAAAAAAUUUUUUCUUGUUUUCAAGGAAAAGUAGAUGGUUGCGUAAUGAGCCAUAUGACUUUCCAAGAGGGACUAUCAUUGGAGCAUCUUCUCAAAUAGUAGCCACUAAUAUUUAAGCUGUUCAUGUGCAUCUACUGGGAGGGGAUCUCUUUUCCUAAUCAACAGAUAACUGCAGUCCAGCCUGGCCUGGGUGGCUGAG
Chrysemys picta bellii (western painted turtle) is the source of this 2881-nucleotide messenger RNA. RefSeq names its product Wnt family member 9A (gene WNT9A). Lineage: Eukaryota; Metazoa; Chordata; Testudines; Emydidae. The record is from RefSeq and is a predicted model, not a curated record. Gene Ontology annotation, biological process: canonical Wnt signaling pathway; cell fate commitment; multicellular organism development. Gene Ontology annotation, cellular component: extracellular region. Gene Ontology annotation, molecular function: cytokine activity; frizzled binding.